Molecule: messenger RNA, 4613 nt
Organism: Ctenopharyngodon idella (grass carp)
Lineage: Eukaryota; Metazoa; Chordata; Actinopteri; Cypriniformes; Xenocyprididae
Exons: 5
Coding region: 92-997 (301 amino acids)
Source: RefSeq, a predicted model, not a curated record
GAAUGGGGAGGGACGUUACUACGUCAUCGUACGUCUUUCCAUAUGGAAGCUCCCCGAGUACUUUCACUUUAUUGGGAGCUGAAGCAAAAGAAUGAAGCUUUUAUUUAAUGUUUUUGUAGUUGUUUUGUGUUUACGCGGACACGGUGCUUCUGGUGUUGGUUCAGCGGGAGUGUCAGUGUCAGUGAUGGAGGGAGAUUCAGUCACUCUACACACUGGUGUUCAGACAAACCAACAAGAAGAUAUUAAAUGGUAUUUCAGCAACACUCGCAUCGCACAAAUCAGUGGAGAUCUCAGUUAUAAAUGUUCAGAUGUUCAGUGUAAUAAAGGUACUGAGAGAUUCAGAGACAGACUGAAGCUGGAUAAUCAGACUGGAUCUCUGACCAUCACAAACAUCACAAACACAGACUCUGGAGAAUAUAAACUAAAGAUCAUAAGCAGCAGCAGUGACAGUGAAAAGAUCUUCAGUGUUACUGUACAUGAGGUUCCUGCUGCUGAACGAGAUGAAGUGAAGGAGGGAGAAUCUGUCACUUUAGAUUCUGGUGUAAUAAAAAACCCAAAUGAUUCAAUGACAUGGUAUUUUAAUGAGAUUCUCAUCGCUGAAAUCACUGGAGAUCAGAGUAAGAUCUGUACAGAUGAUCAGUGUGAUGAGAGAUUCAGAGACAGACUGAAGCUGGAUCAUCAGACUGGAUCUCUGACCAUCAUAACCACCAGAAACACAGACUCUGGAGAAUAUAAACUACAGAUCAUCAUCAACAGCAGCAGCUUCAGCAUCAGCACAGUGAAGAGAUUCAAUGUUACUGUCACUGAUUCAGGUCUGUCUCCAGCUGCUGUAGCAGGAAUAGUUGUUGCUGUUCUGCUGGUGUUUGCUGCUGCUGCUGCUGUUACUGUGGUUUACUAUCGCCGCAGGAUCCAUACAGCAGUACCACAGACUGAGGAUGAUGAUGGUUACUCGCAACCUAAUCCGAAUGACAUUCCUCUGGAGAGGACACAUCCUUAAAUCAGCCUCAGGCCGAGACUGCUAGUAAAACAAUGUAACAUCAUUUAUAAUUUUGAUACUUUGAUCGAAAGGGACACUAAAGAGAAUUAAUAAGUGAUGGAGAAAAGAGGAUCAGCUGAAACACUCUUCAAGAGUGAUCCUAAGAUUUCAGUAGUCAGUACCAAUACCAGUAAAAAAAAAAAAAAAAACAGUGAAACACUUAUUAUAUAGCCUACCAAUUUAAAUAUGAAAUCAAAAACUGAUUUUUAGAUUUUAUUUAUUUUGUGAUUUUAGUAAAUUAAAAGUUAACAUUUAGUUUUAAACAGUAUAUGAGAAAUAAUAAGCAACAUGAUACCAGCAAUAUAUCAGCAAGUGCUUGAUUGUUUUUAAAGCUGCUAAAGUGACUCAGACAGAAACAGUGACACAUCAUCAUCUGUUUCAUGUAUUUUGCACUAUAUAAACAUAAUGCACUGAUCUGGCUUGAAAUAUCAAUCAUUAUAUCCACCUGUUAAUAUCCUCACAUAUAGAACUGACUGCAUUUACACUAAUACUGCACCAAGAUGGGCAUUACACUGGGAAAAAUGUUUUGUCUUGUUUUUCAUUACAUCAAAAAAUAAAUAAAUAAAUAAUUCUGCCAGUGGCGUCAGAAAAACUGAAUUCAAAAAGAAAACAAAUUUAUUUUUCUAUCCCAUUUGGCAGACAUUUCCCCUUAUUUUAAGCAUAAAAUAAUUUAAUUUUGAUGAUUUUGUUUUUUGACUUAACAUCUUUUUGAUUUUUGAUUCAGUUUUAAUUCUCAAAUUAACAUAUCUUGAUUUAAGAAUGUCACGAUAGGGUUGCAAAUACGGAAAAUCAAAAGGAACUCUUCAUAUACUCAGGAAACAAAAAAGAGGAAACAAAAACACUACGUAAUGAGAACAAAGGUGAACUGAAACACAGGCUGCAUAAAUACACAGGGAGAUUUUUUUUUUUUUUUUUAAUUUAUUUAUAAAGCACAUUUAAAAACAGCCACAAGACCGACCAAAGUGCUGUACAUUAAAAUCAAACCGUAAACACAUAAAACAGAAAGAAUAAGACAUACGAAUUUAAAACCAAAGAAAUGACAGAUAAACAAGACCAUGAUACAAUGAUAAUCAAAGAAACUGAACAGAAAUAAAGAAAUCAGCAUGAAUCAAAGAAACAAGGAACAGGUGUGACUGGAAUCAGUAACCAAGGCAACAAACACAGUAAAUAAACAGGCAGGAAAACUAGAACAAAUGAAACGUGCACAAAACAAAACAUAUCGCCUACAGAAUGUUUAGAUUUUUGUAGUGGAAAACAAGACAGAAAUACAAAGUAAGAAAAUCCAUUUUUGCAGUAAAUGACCACGAGUGCUCUUCAGGUCCGCACUACUGAUACUGUAGGUGUUUUUACUGGUAUUGUUGCUGUUACUGGAAAAGUCGGUUCUGUCAGGAUCACUAUUGUCAAAGAUGACUGACAGUUAGCAUACAGUUUGGACUGGCAUUAUGGUUCUGUUCUGGGCAAGAACUCCCCACCCAUCUAUACAAUAGCAUGGAUGAGAGCAGGGAGAGCAGCGAUAACACCCUUAAACAGAACAGAACCAACAUAAGGUAUUGCAAUAUCACUAAUGUUCUUAAUGACAAUAAUUUAAUGUAACAAAAUAACUGAAGAAAAUGAGUCUGAUUGAAGAAGAAAUAUCAGAAAGCCCAGUCCUGACUGGAUGAGAGGAGGAGCUGGGGAUGGAGGAGGGUAAUUAGCUCCUGAGCAACUCGAUAAAUGGACUUUAUGUAUGCUGUGAUAGGCGUCGUAUUCCUACAUUAGACGUGGAUCAGCUGAGAAUCAGAUGAUGCGAGCUUGACUGACAUGACCUGCCAGAACUAACACUACGCUUGAUUAUGUUGCUAAUGCUUAUGAAUCAACCACUAACACAAACCCUUGCUCAUCCAUCUUCAACAGAAAACACUGGAUGACCAACUUUGAAUAGCAUUACUUUUUAUAUGUACACCACAACUAAAACACUUGUGCAUUAAUUUACAUUAUAGCUGCAAGCAGCAAUUAUCGGAGUUCAAGACAAGUGCUUUAAGGCCUUUAUAGCAAUGCGUAAAAGUAUUGUUUUCUCUUUAGCAAGCAUGUAACCACUGACAUAGAGGGAAAAGAUCAUUUACAACCAAUACUGGCAAUUUAGAAUAUGUUUACAUGACAACGAUGUACUAAAAACAGAAGACAUUGUCAAAGCGAUAUUCUGAGAGAUGCAAGUUUGGUCUCAUUUUAAAGAAGACCCUUGGCAGAUCACUACUGAAGUGGCAAAAGUUUUUAAAAUGCAACAGAAAAGUUAAAAUGCCAGGAUGUCAAAACUUGUUCUGGAGGGCCAUUUUUCUGCUGAGGUCAGCUCCAACUUGCCGUUUAAUUGGGAUUGGAGUGAACUCAGUUUUAGAUUAUGAAAUUAAUUUCUAAACAUUUCUAAAGUUGAAUUCCAAGUUUGAUAGGUAGAUAUCUCAAUAAAUAAAUAAAUAAACAUGCCAAAUUUGAGAAUUUUGUGGAAAAUAAUUUCUAUUUUGAAGCCUUGCCAACAGAAUGAAAGCCUGUUAACAAAGACUGCGUCAUUUUAUAGUUAAAUGGCCCUGGGAUUAAAAGUGUUUUAUUGGGCUUCAAGGGGGGCAUUUUUUGUUUUUAAGGCUCUAUGUGUAACUAUUUUUGUGUUUAAAGUGUAAAAUAGAGUUAUUAAAGGAAGUAGUGGUGAAAUAGUCAAAUUUCAAUAAAAAUACACACUGCCAAAAUGUAUGCAGUCACAGUUCACUCUAAAAAAUGCUGGUUUAAAAACAACUCACGUUGGGUUGAAAAUGGACAAACCCAGCAAAUGGGUUAAGUGUUUGCCCAACCUGCUGGGUAGUUUUAUUUAACUUUAACUCAACUGUUGUUUAAAAACUGCUGUAUUGGUUGGUUAAAAUGAACCCAUGUUGGAAAACGAACAUAAUAAUGUUUAAUAAAUGAAAAUGAAGUUUAAUGAAUAAUAAGUAAACAAACAUUUAUUAAAUUGCUUAUUAAUAAAUGUUCUCAUUUUGAUCUCAUUUAACCCAACCACUGGGUUUGUCCAUUUUCAACCCAACUUGGGUUGUUUUUAACCCAGCAUUUUUUAGUGUUAACACAGGCAGAAUGGUCAAAAAAAGUGCAAAGGACUUUAAGGAUGCACAACUUCUGUUACAGCAGAAUUUCUACACGUGUAUAAACUCGUGUAUAUACUGGGCUAUUUCAACAGUUGGGUUAAAUUUUUUAAUUAAAUUUUUAACCCAACUCUUAUGUUUGUCCAUAUUUGACCCAAAUUUCGGUUGAAACAACCCAGCAUUUUUGAGAGUGUAUUUACUAUAAUAGUGAGACUGUUUUAAGUCUUCAUACAUUUGGAAGAUAUUUAUCUUCAUCGAACAAAACAUCUGUGACAUUUUAUGAUUAGUUCUUUUCAUGUUAUUUGUUGGUAUGUGAGGAGAUGAAGACUGUUGUGUCACCUGUCUUCCAUCUCACGUCUCUUUCAGUUCUGUUCAGCUGUGAUUGUCAUGUAUUGUUUUUAAUUAUUGUAUUUUGUUGAUUGUGUUUGAAAAUCAUCACUGUUUGAUGGCCUUUAAUAAAAACUCUGCUUUUAGCAGCA